GGUUGCGUUGCAUCUCUUUGCGGUCGUGUUGCGUCUCUUAGCAUCUCUUUGUGGUUGCGUUGCAUCUCUUUGCGGUCGUGUUGCGUCUCUUCAUAUUUCUUUGUGGUCGCGUUCAAUUCAAUUCAAUUCAGUUUAUUUUGUAUAUAUCACAAAUUACAAAUUUGCCUCAGAGGGCUUUACAAUCUGUACACAUACGACAUCCCUGCACACAACCUUUUUACUUUUGCUGAGCUGGGAUUGGACAAUCACUGUUCAGGGGCGGGGUUAAGACUAACACUUUACAGACCGGUCACAUGACGAAGGAUCUUUAAACAUUUCCAUCAUCUCUGAAUCACAUUGGGGGAGGAACACACACACACACACACACACACUCACACACACUCACACACGUUGGUACGUCUAUACUUGUGGGGACAUAAUUCAUGUAAGCAUCACAUCUGAACCUUUAAAUCCCUGAACUGAAACUAGACCUGAUUCUAACCUGAACCCAGACAACAUGUCCUCACUGAGGAAAUCUGAAAUCAGUCCCAACAAAGACAAACAUACCAGUCUCUCUCUCACACACACACACACAUCUGGAUGCCAUCAGUGGAUGAUGGAAGUCGUCACAGUCGACUGAGAUCAGAUAACACAAACGGACUGCUAAGUUUCACAGCAGUGAUAGUGCCGAUCCGAAUGCUACAACUACCAGUGUACUACAAGAGUACAGGAGCGUGUUACUGUAUUACAAGAACACUGCUGCUGUGAAACCACAAGGCUGUUAGAGGAAGUGGCAAGAGAGCUGCUCUGUUCACGGAAUCAGAAAAACUCAGAAACAAAACCGUAAAAAAGAAAAGGGGUGUAAGAACUUGAAGAAGGAAAACCAGAGAAGUAGAAGAAGAACAAGAAAAAUAAGAAGAAGAAGAAGAAAAAGAAGAAUUGAAGGCAGAGAACAUGAGGCUCUUUUUCGGGACUCUUGUCUUCGUUUAUCUGCUGUCGUCCAUCUGCAGCGUGUCUCCAACAUCUCGUCCUGAAGAGGAAUGUUCCAGCAUGUCCUUCCGUCUGCGUGCGUUCAGGCUGAAGACGAAAUGUAACUUCACCACCCUGAAGGAGAAGCAGCUGAAAGAGAUCCAGGCUCCGACCACCAACCUUUACCUGCCGGUCCUCUACCUGCUGGCCUUCCUUGUGGGUCUGCCCUCCAACCUGCUGGCUCUGUGGGUUCUGCUGUUCAGGACCAAACCGCUGCCGUCCACCGCGCUGCUCAUCAACCUCACGGUUGCCGACUGCCUGCUGCUGCUGGUGCUGCCGUUCCGCAUCGUGUACCACUUCAGAGGGAACCACUGGGAGCUGGGCGAGCCCUUCUGCCGGGUGGUCAUGGCCAUGUUUUACGGCAACAUGUACGGGUCCGUGCUGUGUCUGGCGCUGGUGGCGCUGGACCGAUACAUCGCUCUAGUUCACCCGUUUGGCGCCAAGACGCUGCGCGGCCGGCGGACGUCCCUGUACAUGACGGCGGCGGUGUGGGCGACGGUCCUGGCCGCCAUGCUGCCGCUGCUGGUGACGCGGCAGACCUACGUGCUGGACGAGCUGCAGAUCACCACCUGCCACGACGCGCUGCCCGAGGAGGACCAGGAGAACUACUUCCUGCCGUACUUUGCCAGCUUGUUCACCUUCUGCUUCCUGCUGCCCUUCCUGGUGGUGCUGUACUGCCACGGCGCCGUGCUACGCACCCUGCUGGCCGAGGGGAAGCGGUACGGUCACGCCGUCCGGGUCACGGUUCUGGUGCUGCUGGUGUUCACCGUGUGUCUGCUGCCCAGCAACAUCCUCCUCCUCCUCACCUACGCAGACAGCUCGCUGGACGGAGACGGCGAGGACAUCUACGUCCCCUACAUGGUUAGCUUAGCAGUUAGCACCUUCAACAGCUGCAUCGACCCCUUCAUCUUCUACUUUGUGUCAGUGGAGUUCCGGGAGAAGGCCGAGGAUGCUCUGUGUUGCCGUGGCGACUCAGAGGACAAUCGCUCUUCUCUGGGAAACAAGGUGUCGUACUCUUCAUCAUCGUCAGGCCUGGGGUCAAAGGUCACCGUGCUGUCCAAGUCCAGUCGGUGUGGGACAUCGGAGACCACUUGAGGAGGCGUCACACUGUGAUUAUUUUCAUUAGCGAUUUAUGUGCCAAUUGUUUUAUUAGUUAUUCAAUUAAUAUUUGGUCCGUCAUCGCGGCUGAGAGCUGCGUUGAAUCUGUCAUUUGAAGUGUGAAUUAUUAAUUUAUACCAAUUUCUAAUGAUUUUAUUGAUUCAUUUGUCAAAAGUGCGGCAUUGGUUUAAUGGGAACCUCACGUACCAUUUAAG
Messenger RNA from Cyclopterus lumpus (lumpfish), 2321 nucleotides. Its product is annotated as proteinase-activated receptor 4. Gene Ontology annotation, biological process: positive regulation of Rho protein signal transduction; thrombin-activated receptor signaling pathway; phospholipase C-activating G protein-coupled receptor signaling pathway. The coding region runs from base 934 to 2103 and encodes 389 amino acids. Gene Ontology annotation, cellular component: membrane. Lineage: Eukaryota; Metazoa; Chordata; Actinopteri; Perciformes; Cyclopteridae. The transcript is spliced from 2 exons. The record is from RefSeq and is a predicted model, not a curated record. Gene Ontology annotation, molecular function: thrombin-activated receptor activity.